Messenger RNA from Tetranychus urticae (two-spotted spider mite), 1156 nucleotides. Its product is annotated as chymotrypsin-1-like. Gene Ontology annotation, molecular function: serine-type endopeptidase activity. The record is from RefSeq and is a predicted model, not a curated record. Gene Ontology annotation, biological process: proteolysis. NCBI's taxonomy places the organism in Eukaryota, Metazoa, Arthropoda, Arachnida, Trombidiformes, Tetranychidae.
AAUUAGUAAAUGAAUCAAUAUGUUUUAGUCAAGUGGUGUAUUGAUUUGAUUUUAGUUUUAACUUGAAUCAAGACUCGGCACAUUUCAUUAUUAACCUUGAGCUUUAAAAGUCGAAUGUAAAAUACAUAAAGCCAAUUAGAAAUGAUUGGCAGUGCAAUAAUUUUGAUGCUGUUUUUAUAUUCAAAUUUUGUAUCUACAGAGUUCGAGGAAUCAACAGAGUACUACGAAAAAAUUGCUUGGGGUCGUUAUGUUUACGAAGAAGGCGCAUAUCCUUUCUAUCUUUCUAUUCAAGAACCGGUUGGCGGAGACCCGAAAUAUGGAUACUAUCACAGCUGUGGUGGAGCAUUAAUAGAACCGAGAAUCAUGUUAACAGCAGCUCAUUGUCUCAUGAAUGAAUCAGACAUUCCACUUAUGCGCGUUUUACCCAACUAUCGAAAUACGCCGCUGAUUUUACCUAGAGAUCUAGUCUUCAAAAUUGAAGCCUACGAGAAGCAUCCACAUUUUGAUUCUGUCCCAUGGCUAACUGCUAAAGAUGACAUUGCUGUUGUACUUUUGGACAAACCCGAUCCUCGACCUGGUGCAAUAAUUUUUCGGCCCGUUUUACCACUUCAUAUUUGUUUUCCAGUUAAGAUCAUGGGUUAUGGUUACACUGAAAGUGGCGACCCUCCAUAUAGAUUAAAAGAAACGACUGUAUUCAGGCUUGAUGAUGAAGAUUGCCUCGAUGAAGCGCCAUGGCUGUACGCGCCAGGUUACAGUCUUUGCGUUACUAAUGCCAUUGGCUCAUCUGUAUGCCGAGGUGACUCAGGUGGACCCUUAAUUUGGGAAAAUCCAAAAACUAAUAAAACCUUUAUUUACGGCGUGGCAGUUAUCGGGUUUUCUCCAUGUAAGGAUACACCUUUUAGUAUCUUUGUUGAUGUUUUAGCAUAUAAUGAUUGGAUUGAUAUAGCUAUCUUCAGAUUAACAAUUCAUGACGAAUUGAGAUCCGGUUACGAUUGAAUAUGUUCAAUUUAUGGACACUUAUUGGAAUUUAGCACUAAAUUGAUUUUUGGUUACCAUUUGAAGAUUGGAUUAUCACUAGAAUCAAUUGAGUUUCAUUGUUUUUCAUUCGUUUUUUUAUUUAAAAUAUACAAAAUUAAAGGCACUAACAAAAGAUAAA